AUGAUUCCAGAACCUGUUGUGUCCUUGACAAGAACUACGGCUGUAGCAGCCUUCUCCCUUGUUAUCUUCCCCUCGUUGACUACUUGGAGUACCUUGUUGACCCCUUGCUGUUCGACUCAAGACGAGCUUCCCCUGCCUCCGUCCGUCUGCGAUCAGCAAGCACGAGCGCAACCCCGUAAUACAUACAACGCCCCCGGGUUCCUGCCCAAUGGUGCCGCUCCUCACCAGGGCCCGGUACCCGGCGCUACACCUCUCCUUCCGAACCAAGGCCGCGUUUUGCAAACUGGUCCCACCAGAGUUCUCUGCAUUGCAGAUGUUCGGGGUAACCUUCGGUCUUUGAACGAGCUCGCCAAGUCCGCCCGCGCCGACUACAUCAUUCACACUGGUGACUUUGGUUUCUACGACGAGACAUCUCUCGAGCGUAUUGCGGAGAAAACCCUGAAACAUGUUGCCCAAUAUUCGCCCCUGAUUUCCGAGACCACGAAGAAGGCCAUUGCGCAAGCCGCUUCCGGUCCCGUCAAGAGCCGCUUCCCCGCUAGCGAGCUUCCUCUUUCCGAGCUGCCUCUCCUCAUUUCAGGCGAACUGAAGCUGGAUGUUCCCGUCUAUACUGUCUGGGGUGCUUGUGAAGAUGUCCGGGUGCUCGAGAAGUUCAGAUCAGGAGAGUACAAGGUGCCUAACCUGUUUGUGAUCGAUGAGUCUCGGUCGAAGCUCCUCGAAAUCGGCGGUGUCAAGCUGCGUCUUCUCGGUUUGGGCGGUGCUGUCGUUAUGCACAAGCUUUUCGACAACGGUGAAGGACGGACUACGAUCGCCGGUGGACAAGGUACAAUGUGGACUACACUCCUCCAGAUGGGCGAGCUUGUCGACACUGCCAACCGCGUCUACGACCCUACCGAGACCCGUAUCUUCAUCACCCACGCUUCUCCUGCUCGUGAGGGCAUCCUCAACCAGCUUUCGGUAACUCUCAAGGCGGAUUUCUCCAUUUCGGCUGGUCUUCAUUUCCGUUAUGGAAGCUCCUACAACGAGUUCAGCGUCAACCCGACAUUGGAUCACUACCGUGGCAAGCUGGCCGCUUCCAAGGCGUCUUUCAACGAUGUGUGGGAAACUGUCCGCAGUGAGGUCGAGCCCGCGAUUCAGCAGAAUGAUGUCCAACAGACUUUGCUUAAGAACGCUCUUAGUGUUGUCGAGAAGAUGCCUACGACUGCUGCUGGCGGCAACCCUUUCGGUGGCGCAGCUGCGGGUCAGUCGGCCGCCGCGCUCGGUCAAGUCGACGAGAGUGCCUUCAAGAACAUGUGGAACUUUAACCUUGCUGAUGCCGCGUUUGGCUGGCUGGUGCUGGAAAUUCACGACGGAAGGAUUGGAACUGAGAUGAGAGCUCAGGGAUUCAACUUCUCCCAUCGCGGGGCUAAGCAGCCCGUUUAUGCGGGCCAGGGUGCCGUCCCUCCCUCGGCCGGAGGAGCUAACCCCGUUCCUACUGGCCCCGCUGCCGCUUCUACACCCGUCCAACCCGCAGCGCAGCCCGCGCCUGCUGUACCUGCGGUCCCCGUUGUCCCCAAGCAGCCCCCCGCGCAAACCGCUAAGCCCGCUGCCCCGUCUCCGGCUCCGACACAACCCAAGGCGGCCACACCACAGCCUGCUUCUGCAGCCUCGUCCGCAUCGAGAGAGUCUGAGAAGCCGGCAUCCGCUCCCACGAACGGAGCUUCCAAUAACCCGGAGCCUACCCCUUCCCCGGCGCCCAAGAGCGCUGCCGAGAGUAUCAUUGGCCUCUUUGUCAUGCAACCACCGAGCGAUGACGCCAUCCCUGGCCUGUUCGCGGAGGAGGACAAGUCCAAGAUCGUCAAGGUCGAUAAGUGGGGCCAGAAUAACAGAGUAGUCAUCUUCAAGACGGUGGAGGAUCGUGACGGUGCCUUGGAUCGCUUGCCUCAGGAAUACAAGUCUCGUGGCACUGGCUCGGACGACCGCUCGAAGCCGCUCAUCAAGGUUUUCAACCCUCCUGCGUCGAGGCCGUUUAACACCCGUGGCGGCGCUGGUACAUGGGCCAGCAGCAGAGGUGGUAGGGAAGGUACCCAGAGCGGAUACCGCAGCGCUGGCGGCGGAACUGCUAGCGACAGUGAAGGCGCUGGUCGUCGCGGAGGUCGCGGAGGUUCCAGAGGCGGCCGUGGUGGUGAGCGCGGUGGACGUGGCUCGCGCCGUGGGGGGUUGAAGGGUGACGGAAGCCCGGCUACGACCUCCGCUACCCCGGCUGACUCUUAGGACGCGAAAGCUGUGGAGUCAAAAACCAAGGACCCGGAGAAAGGUUCUGAGAAAGGUUCGAACAAAGGUUAGUUCAGAACAUCAAAACCUUGAAGAAAAUCAUCAGACAAUCACGAAUCGACAGCGUGAGAUGCUGGUGUUUAAGUCGACCCUAAUCAAUGACGCCUUGGUGUUGUGGGAUGGGAAAAGGUGCGCUAGCGGAUAGAUUUAACCCUGGCGAAUGUCGUUGAAGG
Neurospora tetraspora is the source of this 2483-nucleotide messenger RNA. RefSeq lists its product as uncharacterized. The transcript is spliced from 4 exons. The record is from RefSeq and is a predicted model, not a curated record. Lineage: Eukaryota; Fungi; Ascomycota; Sordariomycetes; Sordariales; Sordariaceae. Bases 1 to 2250 code for a protein of 749 amino acids.